Messenger RNA from Erythranthe guttata (spotted monkey flower), 3041 nucleotides. Its product is annotated as BTB/POZ domain-containing protein. NCBI's taxonomy places the organism in Eukaryota, Viridiplantae, Streptophyta, Magnoliopsida, Lamiales, Phrymaceae. Gene Ontology annotation, molecular function: protein binding. The record is from RefSeq and is a predicted model, not a curated record.
AUUUGAGAUUCCCACCUAUGCAUACACAUUCGCUGUAUGUAUACGCCAUGGAACCUCCACAACAUCAGCUGUUGCCAUCGCAGCCGCAGCAGUACCCUAUCAGACGAUACAGCCACCACAGCCACCGCGGGGAGGGUGGCGGACCGGUGGAAAUGACGAAAGAGCCCUCGAAUUCGGACAAUAGUGACGGCGGUGCCGCGGGUGAGAGGCGCGGAGGUGGCGAGAUGCGCCGCGCCGCCGUCGAUUGCAACCUCGCGUCACUUUGCGAUCACAUUCAAUUGGAAGGGUUUAAUAAUGGUCUGUUCUCCGAUGUCGUUUUGAACGCCAUGGGGUCCACUUAUUACCUCCACCGCCUCGUACUCUCCCGGAGCUCUUACUUCCGGAACAUGCUUCAGGGCCCGUGGAAAGAAGCUAAUGCUCCAGUUUUGACAUUGCACGUUGAUGACAAAAAUGUAAAUGCUGAAGCAAUGGAAAUAGCUUUGGCAUAUCUAUAUGGACAUCAUCCAAAGCUUAACGACACUAAUGCAUUUCGAGUUCUAGCUGCUGCAUCUUUUCUUGACCUUCAGGAUUUAUGUGCGAUUUGCACAGACUUCAUUGUUGCUGAAUUAUGGUCGUCAAACUUCUUAACUUAUCAGGUCUUUGCUGAGAACCAAGAUUAUGGCAUACACGGGGAACGUGUAAGAAAUGCUUGUUGGGGAUACCUCUGUCAAAGUGGUGCCCAGGAAUUGAGAGAGGUGCUUCCAAAACUUUCCUCUCAAACAUUACUCGCUUUACUCACCUCAGAUGAAUUAUGGGUGCCCAGUGAAGAGAAACGGUUUGAACUGGCGCUGCACACUCUUCUUGCAAAAGGUACACUUUGCAAGGCAGAACAUCAUGAGCAGCGCACUCCAAGUUGUGAGGUUGAAGCCAGUACCUAUCCUGACUCUUCCAGAGUAAUCAGGAAACAUUUGGCUGAUGAAAGCGGAAAUAACUUGCCGGAAAUCGAACGAGGGUGCACAAAACCAAAAGAUGAAAUUGAAGGCCGCAAUACUGCUCGUAAUAUUUUGGUUGAGCUUGCAGACUCAGUUGUGGAUUCCCAUUCUGAUGUUGACAACGUCGAUCAAGCCCAAACGGCACACAGUGGAUCUAAUUUGGAUUCAAGAUACGAUUGCUACGAUGAACGACCUUCAGCAAGUAACACAUUUUACUCAGAUGGCAUUAUUCCUUCUUGUUCUUAUCUAAAUAUACAUAAUGCUGUUGGAAUGAGUGGAUCAGCAGGCAAUGUUUUGGCCUUGGAAGGGCCGUCGGAUGAAGAUUCAUGCUACCAAUUGAACAGCAGUUGGCCUUCAGGAGAUCAAAUGCACUGCAUGUCAAUGAACUCCUCCUGUAAUGUGAUGAUACCCAAUGAAUGGGAAAGAUGCAACAUGUCAUCUCUGACUUGGGGUGGUAGGAUUGUGGGCAGAAGAGAGGUAAAAACUUGUCUAAAAGCGCAAUGUGGGAUGAGCAUAGAAGAUCAUGAUUCUUUUGUCAACAUUUUUGAAGGGGGGUCUCUUUUGUAUUGUAACAUGUCUUUUGAGGCACUCUUAAAUGUAAGAAAGCAUCUUGAAGAAAUGGGCUUUCCUUGCAAAGCAGUGAACGAUGGUUUGUGGUUGCAGAUGCUUUUAAGCCAGAGGUUACAAGAAAUUGGUGCUGAUACGUGCAAAAACUGCUGCCGCAUGAGUAUGGCAUGUGCCUGCAGACAGCCAUUUGGGUACUCGCCUGGAGUAACAGCACCUGGAUACUACGUGCAAGAUAAUGACCAUAAUAAUUUACCCCCCAACGACAUAGGGCAUGUCUAUAUCAAUAGUUCCGCUCAAGGAGAAAGAAACGGCAUCUUCAGGCCAGUUCGUGUACAUGACAGGGGCCAUAUCGAUGGGCUAGCCGGCAUUGGAAGGGGAACUACAUUUGUACCUGCAGCCGCUUGGCCUCCAACUCGUUAUGUGUUUUCUCGAGUUCCAUUUGGUAUUGGCAACCGAAGCAACCAGCAACCUCAUGCUAACGAUGAUCCAGAAAACAGAGGUGACAACAAUGGGGAACUUGCUGUGGAUGGGUUGACAGCUUUGGUUGGGCUUAGUCAAGGGUCAAGUGACGUCACUCAUGUGCAUGAGGUGCAAAUGGGAAGGGAAUACGAGACAGGAUCCGUAAACCCUGGAUCAAGUACCAGUGGUGUUCCCGUGCAAAUGACUGAGUCACCUGAGCAUGCUGCGGGAAUUGAGUGGGAGAAUACGAGUAGUGCUAUAUCAUUGGAUCUGAAGACACCUUUGACUCAUUUCCCGCCUUUUCGCUUUGCGGUUGAAUUUCAGGAUGUUCAUAGACUCGUCGAUGGCCAAGUUAAGCACUCUCCUGAAGCAUUUUAUGCAGGUUCCUUGUGGAAGAUAAGUGUUCAGGCUUUUAGUGACGAAGAUCCUCAAGGACGGCGUACCCUUGGUCUGUUUCUUCAUCGGCGGAAGGCAGAGAUCUAUGAUCCACUCAGAAAGGUCCAUAUGUACGUCGAUUCACGGGAAAAGGUCACUGCUAGAUAUCAGUUAAUAUGUCCAUCGAAGAGAGAAGUUAUGGUUUUCGGAAGCUACAAGCAAACAGGAACACUUCUACCGAAAGCUCCAAAGGGAUGGGGUUGGCGAACAGCACUGUUGUUCAACGAGCUAGGAGAUCUUCUCCAAAACGGUGCACUCAGAGUUGCUGCUGUUGUACAGCUUAUCUAAUAUUCCUUUUCUAAGGUAUUCCUAAAACACGCAAUAUUCGUAUCGGAUCUAAACUUUGAAUUUGAAUUACUUCUGUAAAUUGCCGGUUCUAUUUUUUUUUAAAGAUUUAGUGCAGUUCUGCUGUUAGGAUCACAGAACUUGUGUAUAUAUAUAUAAAACACACUCUUUACGCCGUAUAGUAACUUAGUGUUUUACAUAGAAAUGACGAACAAUCUUUGGUGUUCGUUUGACAUCGAAAACGGCGUUGAAACAGUAAAGAAACGUGUAUCGUGUUUAUUGCAUGUUACAGUUGGCAUCGAAAAAUUCGACAUUCUUUUGUUC